Molecule: messenger RNA, 7173 nt
Organism: Orbilia oligospora ATCC 24927
Lineage: Eukaryota; Fungi; Ascomycota; Orbiliomycetes; Orbiliales; Orbiliaceae
Exons: 3
Coding region: 1-7173 (2390 amino acids)
Source: RefSeq, a predicted model, not a curated record
AUGGCAUCGACGGCGCCUAAGCGUCGUCUUCGAGACCCGAACGACAUAUUUGCUGCUCUAGAUCGCCCUACCAUCAAUUCUGGAUCGCCUCCAAAGAACGAUAAUCCCAUCACGGCCUCCUCUCCAUUAUCAUCCCCUACAAAAUCCGCUACGACCACCACAACCAUCAAUGCUGCCACGAAAACACAAUAUGUCACAAAUAGUACAACUCGUUACACAAAACCUCAAAUCGGCACUACUCGUCGUGUCAUGUCGAUUUCCAAACGCUUCAUGGGAACUACUGGCUCCCUUCUACGCCGUAAUGGAUCUCCACCUCGCGGUCGCCGGUCUCCACCUCCCCGUCGGGCGUCGGUUCGUAAAACCAGUGGUGGUAAAGGCGGCAUAAAGCCGCCCUUGGAUCUUGGGCCACAGCAUAGUCCUUAUGAUACGGUUAAUGUUCGUGAGAGGGUUAGGAAAUGGCAGGCUAGCGGUGGCGGGGUUAUUGAAGCUGAUACGUCGGCUUUGGCACCCCCACAAGCUAUCAAUACUGGCGACAGUGCUUCCCGAAGCGGUUCUAGGAUUCCCGAGAAGAGAAAGACAAUGUUGGCAGACUAUACCGUUAACCAUAACUUUGAUGAACUCGAAACUAGCAGUGCUCGAUGGGGGAUGGAGCCGUUGGCUUUACCUGCGCCGCCAGCAUUGGCUGGUUAUGGUUCGAAUGCCGGGUCUUGGAAAGGGAGCCGGCCUUCCUCGGUCAUCAGUGGCGGUGGGGGUUUGGGCGAGUGGGAAGAUGCUAUGAGUGGAGCGGAGAUGAGUGGCAGGGAGGAUAAGAGUGCAUGGAAUAGUGCACCUGAGGACAAGAAAGUUGUAACAUCUGGAACAAAGAAAAAGAAGAAAAGAGUACCGAGGGAAGGUAUGGAUGUGGACGGUAUGCGAGCGAGGAAAGAGAGGCGAAAGAAGAAAUUGAUUGCGGUUUCUGACCAUGAAAGGGAGAUGGAAAGAAGUGUGAGGGGAAGAGAAGAAACACUUGAAGUGGAGGUUAUAGAGACUUCUAGUGUUUUCGAAGUUCCUGGCAUAGAUUUGGAAGCAACUGAGGACACAGCAGUCGUACCUAUGGCGGCAAUAGAUGAUGCACCGCCACCGUUACCCCGACAUGCAGGUUCUAUGCCUGCUCUUAAGGCUGCUGCCAAUAGUAUGAAGAGUAUCGAAGAUUCUCCUAGCCUUAACUCAAAACAGAGUGUCAAGAGCUUGGGGGGGACGCCGGCGAGUGUUAUGUCCGACCCGAUCAAGGAUGAAACCGCUACUAGCAGCCUUCUAGACGACGACGGAAUCAGGGUUACAGCAAUCCGCAGGAGGUUUACGAAGGCAGAAAAGCGCGAAAUACACAAACAGCGGCAGGCCGAACGAGAAGAGUUCCUAGAAAGGGAGAAGAAUAGGAUACGAGAAGAGGAAAGGUUACGGUAUCAAGAAAUCGAAAGGAUACGGGAAGAAGAGAGGCAGAAGGAGAUUGAAAGAAUAAAAGAGGAGGAGCGACAGAAGGUCCUAGAAGAAGAGGAGCAGCGGGAGGAAGAAAGAAGAAAGAUCCGAGAGCUUGAUUUGAAGGCCUACCGAGAAAGAGAAGAGCAAAAGAAGAGAGAAAAGGAAAAGGAGGAACGACGUCGGCAACGGGAGCUUUUACGCGAGCAAGAGCGACAGAGGGAGAUCGAACGAAUCAGAGAAGAAGAAAAGCUCAAAGUAAUCGAGGAGAUGCGAAUUGAGCAAGAGCGGGAACGAGAAAGACAGGAACGGGAAAGGGAAAGACUAGAAGAGAAGCGUCUCGAACAGGAACGGGAACGGGAACGGAUAGACCAGGAGCGCGAGCUGGCUCGCCUUGACGAGCAACGUCGAAUAGCCCGUGAAGAAGAGCGACACCAGGAAAUCAUGUCAGAGAUCGAACGCGCAACCCAGCGAAGCACUACCAGAGCAAAAAAGAAAAAGAAGGAGAAAGAAAAUUACAUGCUCGAGGAAGUACAGAAGAGGGUUGGACCUGAUGCUCUACGGUCCAGGGAAGAAAUGGCUUCGGUUAUUAAAGCCACUGUUGUCGAAGUUAUGGGCGAAAUGUUCGGCGAAAUUAUUUUCGAAGACGACAUCAAAUUGAAGGAAUCGAAUGACAAGGCGUUUUCAUCAUCAGUGACUACGGAAGCUACAUCGAACGUUGAGCCAGAUUACGAUACGCGAACCCGCGAAACGACACCGGAAACACAUAAGAGUCCGGUGCAGAGAGCUAGAAGAAUAUUUUCACCGCUAGAAAAGCUAGAAAAGAGUCCACCUCCAAUGCCCCCAGGUCACAACGACAUCACAUAUCGACCUGUUGAAUUCAGGAAAACGGUUCCCGAGAUUCUUGAGUUCAAAAGACCUUUUCCUAUGGGCAUUGGUUUUAAACGCCCGUCCCACCAAGCGGCGGAGCUCAAGAAGCCCACAACCGACAUCGUUGAAUCUAAGAAAUCAGUUCCCGAGAUUCCCGAACCCAAAAGGCCGGCUCCCGAGGUUCCCGAACCGAAUCGAGCAGCCCCUAAGACCCCGGAGCCCAAGAAGGCCGUCCCCGAGAUUGUUAAGCUCAAGAAGUCUAUUCCUGAAAUCGUUGAAGCUAAGCCGCCAGCUCUGGAGGAGACUAAUUACAAAAAACCUGCUGUGGAAGCAGUUCCGGAAUCGCCUCCAGAGCGUAUCCCAGAGCCAAUCCUAGAAGAACCAACCUCAAGUCCACCAGGGUCCCCUGAAACCCCCACGAAAGGUGAAUCUAUUGCGCUACCCAAGCGACGCAUAAAUCUUUUUGGCUCGCAGUCAGCGAAACGUCGAAGAAAGCCCUUCCAAGCUACAAUACCCGAGGAAUCUGCAUCACAAUUGUCAGUUGAGUCCGAACCUGCAUCACCGCCACCUGUUGGCCGUCGGGACUUUUCGUUCGCUCCCCGUACUGCAGCUGAGCCGAUAUCUCCUCCAAUUACUCGACAGGUAUCCGCCGCGUCACAAUCUGCACAACCUGCAGAUGCAGUGUUACCUCCUGCAAGGCAACUUUCCGUGGCCUCCCGCGCCUCUCACCACUCUGAUACCUCAGACCACUCCAUUGUUUCUGCUUCUCAAAUUCACCGCAACCUCCCUAAAGAUGAAAACCUUGAUCUACCGAGCGAGAGCCUAUCAACCGGGCUGACUCGGUCUCUGACUUCUCCGGCAGCUCACACAAAUCUCGCAAAGGACGAAGACCCGGGUGAUGAGUAUUUUGUAUCGGUUAACGAGCCGUUGAAGGGUUCUGGAAUAAAACGAUACAAGAGCACGGCAGAUCUCAUCUCCCUUUUGUCAGAACGGCGACCGUCGUCCACGCGACCAAAGAGCAUCAAGAGCACGAGGUCUAUUCGCUCUGUCAAAAACAAGGUUGUCGUGGGAACUCUGACACUCAGAGACCUACUCGUGGAGCUCGCCACUGAGGAGCUAUCAUAUACAGAAGAUCUGCAGCUUCUAGAGCACAGAAUUAUACCAGUCCUCCUGGAAGCCAAACUGGCGAAGACAGAUAAAGAUGCAGCAGCCGGAAAACGAGCAAGCCCGGAGAAAUUGAUGGAAAACAAUCCGCUCAAAUCCAUCGUAGAUGUCAAUAUUGCGCUGAAGCGACUGAAUGGUGUUCAUGACCGAUUGGCAGACGCAAUUAAAGCUGCGACGACCGAUCAGGCCGACCAAGUCGUCGCAGUACCGAACCCAGAUGAAAUUUUAAAGUGGGCACAAGCAGCAAAAUAUGUCUAUGAGGAUUACAUCACUUACUGGAGAAUGGACUGGGACGAAGUCGUUAUCAACACAAACGUGUUGGAAGCCAUUGAGAAGAAAAAAGGAGUUAGUAAUGUGGGAUCAGCGGGUGGCGUGGCUGGCGUCUUAAGCGGCGGCGUUUCGGCCGGGAAUGGGAAAAACGAGGGGACAAUUGAUGUGGGUUAUUUGCUCAAGAGGCCGUUGGUGCGAACGCGGGUCCUCACAAAACUGUUCAAGAGGAUAAACUACCUCUCCCCCAGCCCGCUCGCGGAAGAAGCCUUUGUUUCUUUCCAAACCCUUGUCGGCGCCGCCCGCCACAAAGUAGCUGAAGAACGUGCACGCCUCGAAGACGAAGCAGCAGCUUGCAUCGAUGCCUCACGGGUUCGGGAUCUCCAAACUCUUGAAAUUUGCUACGGCGUCGUCAUCGAGCCGAACCGCAGAGUUCGGGCUCGGGACAUCUUUGAAAUGACGCUAAACCAUUCUCUUGGGAAAGUGUUGAGAAAAACCGUGGAGUUAUAUUUGAGGGAUGAAGGUAAGGGGAGGACCAAAAGUGAAAAUGCCGAAUUGAUGAUUUGCGAGCUCUCGAAGGAUGAAGAGGAGAGAAAAUGGCUUGCAUUUCAACCCUUGCCUGUCAAGUGGAUAUGUGCGAAGCAGGGGCCGGAUGAAGGAGACUUAGUGUUGGAAGUUGAUGCAAGGUUGAGCGAUGGGAGUAGGUGGCGGGAGAAUAUGAUACUCAGCGCGGACCCGAUGAUAAAGAUGGAAUGGUUGCACCUAUUAGGUGCUGCAGCGGAUGAAGUUUCCAAAGCGAGCCGGAUGCAGCUAGAGAACGUAGGGCUGCAACCCAUGGAUGACCAGAGUGAUGUCGGAGUAAGGUCAAUCUCAGCGGAGAUAGAGACGCAGCUAAAGAGUUUGGGAAUUGAUGAUUCGUACUCUGAGCCCCCCACGCCGGGUAUGAGCGUCAUUAGCGAAAUGGACAGGUUCCCGGACUCGGAUGCUGCGUUGAUGCCCGAGAGCAAGAAGCCAGGAAAACCGACUGUCGCAGUGGUGGUUAUUCCCGGUCUGAGUGAUCUUUACGAUGGAGGACCGCUGGCGGUACCGGUUUAUGGGGAGCUACCACAUAUUGUGCAAAUGAUGCCGCACUACGUUCAUAAGAAGCGGAUUGUGAGCCCACCACCAUCGACCAUCAGUCCUAUGAGUAGUGCAUCGUAUGGACCAGCCAGGCUACAGAGACGAAGGACAAGGCAUGAACAAAGAAGAAUGGCAGAGCUUAAGAAGAAGAAGGAAGAGGAGGCCAGAAACGAGAGGGAAUUGGAGGCGCAGAAGGAGAAGUUGGUGAAGGCGAAGAAACUACCCGCAUCCCCACCUCGGCAGCGACAAGUGCAGCCAGUGGAUGUUCAGGAGGAGGAGUCACCAAAGGUUCGGAGACGUUCUCCAUUCAGGUUGCGAAGCCAAUCGCCACCAAAGAGCCCACCAAAGAGCCCCCCUAAGGCAGCUAGCUUGUCAUUCAAAAUCGCUUCACCGCCAACAUCACCUGGCCGACGUGAAGGAAGCAGCAGAGAUGACGAUGAUGAUUUGUCGGCCGAUGAAUCCAGUAUUGUUUCUUGGAGUGACCAUGACUCGAAAUAUAGUCACAAGUCGGGUAGAUACAAUGCAACCGAAGGGGCACGACGGGCAAGGAGUGAAUCCGAGAGUUCUACCGAUACAAAUUCAACUGCUACGACUAGUUCGAGUAAGUCUUCCGAUACAAGGACUGGGGAUCGCGCUAGGAGCUCUGCUUCGUCCGCUAGAUCUCGUCAAUCUCGUCAAUCUCGUCAAUCUGGCCAGUCCGCUUCAGCACAGGAAGAAGAUGAUUCACCCCCACCGCUGCCAUUGCACACUUCCUCCUCUCAGGACUCUCUCAGGAGCAGUAGCUCAGCUUCAUCGGGAAGCACUGUCAGAAACUCGAAUGUGGCACCACAGCCAGUUGCAACAUCUAACUUGAGAGGAAAUCUAAGACGAAGGAUUUCCUCGCCUUUGAAGCACGAGUAUGCUCCUUCAAGCGCAACCGAGUCCUCUGGCAGUAGCAGCACUAUAACCAAUUCGGACACCGAAAGUCCAUCUGAAUCCGAAUCCGAUCCUGAGGAAGAAGUCGAAGAGGAAAGAUCCGACGAUGAACUUUCGGAAAUUCUACAUAAGAUUGAAGAUGAGGACGGUGAUAUCCCGGGACCUAUGUUUGAAGAUAUGAUCGCUGGACGCAACCUCCACUCCGCGGGGCGCAAAGACGGCCCGGCAACGCAAUUUGAAGAGCUUCCACGCAGAAGCACGGCCUCUCCGAGGCACUCGGCCAAAAAUUCAAUCACGGGAUAUACCGCCACCGCGAUGGUUUUUACCUGGAGUCCAAAGGGUGCCUGGGAGAAAAUCUCGGAAAAUGAAAAUAGAGUUGCUCUCCUGGAUAACUUCAUUGAAGUUUAUAAGACGGACUCGGAUGGAGCACAGGGCAAAUUGUUACUCAGUUUCGAGGUUACUCCAGUAACACCGAUAAGACGGGGUACGGCAGUUGAUCUCUCAAUUCGUGCAGAACCCAGGGCAAAAUUUCAAGGUGGGACGGUGAUGUUCAGAAGCCGAACCCCGCAAGAGUUGGAGUCGCUUUAUAAUGCAAUCAACACGGCCAGAAUUAGUGCUUGUAACGGAUUCGGUGGGGCAGGCAAACUGGGAAGGAAACAAUCAAUUGGACGCAGUGGGAGCGUUAGAGGUUAUCGCGCUACAAAUGUGGAUGGCCCUCAUGGCGGAAUUGGCGCACCUGCAUUCCAGGGCGAAGCUGGCAGCAUCAUUAUGAGUGAGGGCAGCAGCUUGGGCUCGUUAGGAAGUGCUUUCUCAGCGUUCAAGGGAAGCCUUAGAAGCUCGAUAUUCGGAGGUACAAAAUCCUCUAGCGGGGGCAGUUGGAUGAGUUCAUCGAGUACCUCUAGCGGAUUGGCGGGGCCAAGAGGUAUCAUUAACCCUCUAGGUGGAAUUCCUAUUACCGGUAUUGGUGGUGAGGCACCCUACCAAGGUACUGGUUAUGUUUCGAAUCUCAAGGUCAAGCUGUGGAAGCGAGAGGGGCCGACUAAAUGGGCUGAUCUGGGACCUGGGCGGUUGAAUAUUAUUACGCCGCCCCCGGGACACGCUGCCCGAGGUGGAGGCGGACUCAGUAGCAACAAUGAGAAGAGAAUAGUAGUUCGAGAUCGCAAGGGACAAAAUACGCUAUUGGAUGUCAUACUUGGAGAGAGCUGUUUCGAGAGGGUGGCGAGAACGGGUAUUGCGGUUCACGUCCCAAUGGAAGAUGAUGGGUUUGUGCCGUCCUUGGUGAUGGCCGGGCUAGCGGGCAGAAGUAGUAUUUUCAUGCUGCAGUUCAAGGGCGAAAAUGAGACGAAAGAGACGUUUAGGGUUGUGGGAAAACAGAAGUAUUAG